AUGCAAGAGAAUUUGGAAAAACUGAAAGAGGGGAACGGGAAAAUCAGAAGGGAGAUAAGGCAGAGGAUGGGUCAGUGUUUGAAUGAUCUGAGCUUUCAGGAUCUGCGCAGUCUUGAGAAAGACAUGGAAACUGCUUGGAAGGUUAUUCAUGAACGCGCGGAAGCAAUGGAUGAAGAUCCAUACGGCUUGGUUGAUAAUGGAGGGGACUAUAAUUCCGUUAUGAAAUUUCGAAACGAAGGUCCUUGCAUAUUGGCUCUGCGAUUGGAACCUAACCUGCCUAAUCUUCACAGGGAAGCACCAGAUCUCACAACUAACCCCUUGCUUUAG
Molecule: messenger RNA, 327 nt
Organism: Dovyalis caffra
Lineage: Eukaryota; Viridiplantae; Streptophyta; Magnoliopsida; Malpighiales; Salicaceae
Source: the annotation of a GenBank genome assembly